AUGGCUUCUACCAACCCCCGCGACGGUUAUCUCUUGGGUCGCGACAUACUGGCAGAGUCUCGCUUAUACGCUCAGCACUACCUUUUCACCGAACGCGCUGGUGGAUUAUUGAACGCUGAUAUCGUCAAAGACGUGGGGGGUAAAACGUCGAUGGAAAUCCUCGAUGUGGGUUGUGGCAAUGGCAUUUGGGCACUCGAUGUGGCCCAGGCCUAUCCGGGGACAAAGGUGGUGGGCACAGACAUCUCCUCGGCUCAAUUCCCUCCCGCGUGGACGUGGCCCAAGGACUGCGUCUUUACAACAGUGGAUGUCUUGGAGCCGGUUCCCCAGCAGUAUGUCGGCCGCUUCGAUGUGGCGAAUGCCCGCAUGGUAGCGGGGAACUUGCACGGCUGUGACAUGAACAUCUUCCUCGGCCACCUCCUCCGGAUGCUGAAACCCGGAGGUUGGAUCCAAUGUUUGGAUUUGUCGCUCCCGGUUGUCUGUGCCCACGACGACGAAGAUCCCCAAGCCCAGACGACAUGGAAACGGCCUCCGACUAUCGCGACCCAGCUCCUGCGGAUCUCGACCUCGAUCGCAUGGUUGGAGGACUUGCCGACGAGGAUGAAAAGUGGAGGGUUCGCCGUGGUUCGGGAAUAUGACUGUCCUCCGAGAAGGAGCCAGUUCCGACACGAAACUGUAAAUUUUCUGUCGGCCAUGGUAGAGAUGUCGAGAGGGGUUCGGUCGAUCAUGGCGGGGGAUAUCGUGGACGAGUUCGAUGAGGCCGUGGAGGAGCUUCAUCGCGACGUCCGUGACGGCCGACUUUUUCAUGUCGGGCUCAAGGUCAGGGUGGGCAAGAAGGCGAGUUAA
Exophiala aquamarina CBS 119918 is the source of this 843-nucleotide messenger RNA. RefSeq lists its product as uncharacterized. The record is from RefSeq and is a predicted model, not a curated record. The coding region runs from base 1 to 843 and encodes 280 amino acids. NCBI's taxonomy places the organism in Eukaryota, Fungi, Ascomycota, Eurotiomycetes, Chaetothyriales, Herpotrichiellaceae. The transcript has a single exon.